Solanum dulcamara is the source of this 2128-nucleotide messenger RNA. RefSeq lists its product as uncharacterized. NCBI's taxonomy places the organism in Eukaryota, Viridiplantae, Streptophyta, Magnoliopsida, Solanales, Solanaceae. The record is from RefSeq and is a predicted model, not a curated record. The transcript has 8 exons. Bases 144 to 1844 code for a protein of 566 amino acids. Gene Ontology annotation, molecular function: pyrophosphatase activity.
AGCUGUGCUUGGGGAGUCGCCACACGGUGCUAAGGGAGUUGGAGAGUCCACUACUUCAGCGGUAGUGUUAUCUCUUGUUGGCAUAUUCAAAAUCAAAGAAGAAACAAUUAACAAUUGUCAUACAUCAGUCAUCGCCGAGAUAGAUGUCGGCCAAUCUCCCAAUUCCUCCCAACACAACCUCAAUUCCCGCCAGGGAUGCCACCUGUGAGAACCUCUUCGCCGCCGUAGACAUCGGCACUAACUCCUUCAAGCUCCUCAUAGUUCGCGCCGAUCCUUCCACCGGCCGUUUCCUCACCGUCGACCGGUUCAAGGAAAGAGUCCUCCUCGGCCUUGAUACUACCACUACCACUACCUCCGCCACCAUCUCCAGCGCCUCUCUGCUACGCGCCACCACAUCACUUCGAAAGUUCCAGAAGCUUCUCCAGUCCCAUCGCGUUCCUUCCUCCCAUUCUCGCCUCGUUGCUACUUCUGCUGUUCGAGAAGCUUCCAAUCAAUCACAAUUCCUUCAAACGAUUGAUGAAACCCUAGGCCUGAAAGUUGACGUGCUCUCCGGUCUCGAAGAGGCCCGCCUUAUAUACCAAGGUAUACUUCAAUUUCAUCCUGUUCAUGAGCGUACAGUUCUUACAAUUGACAUUGGAGGUGGCUCUACAGAGUUCGUAAUUGGCAAAGAGGGGCAGAUUUUGUUCUCCAUUUCACUAGCAUUGGGACAUGUCACUUUAACUCAAAAAUUUCCAGAAGUUACAGAAAUGCGGGAACAUAUUAAGGUUAUAAUCCAUGCCUCGGGCUUAAAUGAGAAGGUUAAGCAUUAUGCUAUUGAAAAAGUGAUUGGUUCAUCAGGAACAAUUAGGAAUAUUGAGAAGGCGAUUUUCCGUGGCUAUGCAAGUAAUAUGGAGGGAAAUGUGGGUAUAUCUGAGGAAAGUAGGAGGGAUUGGAGUUUUACAACGGAGGAAUUGAAGUGCUUAGUGGAGAGGUUGAGUGAGGAAGAGAGAAGAGUUGAAGGGAAGGUUCGAACACAGGGCUUUUUCAAGAAGAGGUCAGAAUUUAUUGUGGCAGGGGCAGUUUUAUUGGAGGAAAUAUUUGAAGAGCUUAAGAUUGAGGAGAUGGAGGUUUCUAGGUAUGCAUUAGGAGAGGGUGUGAUUGCAGAGAAGUUAGGAGAGAUUUUUGAUAAUUAUGAUCUGAGGGCGAAUGCGAGGUGGAGAUCUGUAGCGAGGCUCGCGACAAGGUUUAAUAACAAGCAGCGCAUGAAAUCUGCUGCAUUAUGCUUUAGUGCUGCGAAGGAGAUGUUUGAUGGGUUGAGAAAAAGGUAUGAAUCGGGCAAUUGUUCUGAUGGAUUCUUUGUCUCCUUGGAGGAUAAAGAUCUUGAGUAUCUUGAGGCAGCUUGUUUGCUUCAAAAAAUUGGUCUUUAUGUUGGUAAAAAGGGCUAUCAUAAGCAAUCUUACCAUAUAAUAAUGAAUGGCGGCCAUCUGCAUGGUUAUAAUGACGAAGAGGUUAAGUUAAUAGCUCUACUUGUGCGGUACCAUAGAAAGAAACUUCCUGAAUGUGAUCAUGUGGUGCCUGAGGAAUUAACAGAAGAGAUGAGAGGGAAAUUCGGAAUUCUUUGUGCAAUUCUUCGUAUAUCUGCUGCACUGGAGAAACUUCAGCUGGUCAACAUUGACAAUGUGGGAUUCUCACAUACCUAUGACGGAUAUAAAUUGGUACUUGAAGCAGGAAAUCUGCCCUCCCCUGGUAAUUUGCUGCCAUCGGUGGAAGACUUUGAGGAAGAGCUUGGUAAAGAGUUGGAACACUUCAGAAUGGUGUUCCAGGAAAGAUUGUCAAUUGCUGUCACUUCAAGCACUUCAUCAUAAUCUGGAAGAGCUGCGAGGAAUUGUGAGAUGCCUAUUCUGGGUUUGCUUGUAAAAUGAUGGUAAAAUCUUGUAUUCUGUAAAAGCAACGCUUUAAUGCAUGUCAUACACAAACACUUCAACUGUUACAAGUAAACAGUAAGCAGCAUCGUCUUGUCUCACAAGAAGCUAAUUCCAGUGUAUUCUGUAAAACCCAUACUGUAAUGCAUGUUAGUUAUACACACACACAUACACGCACUUCAACUGUUACAAGUUACAUUAAGCAGCAUCGUCCUGUCACACAAGAA